UGGACUAUUUGUUUGCCUGCAACGAUAUGUUGGUGUUUGUGAGGAUCAUGUACGCGGUUACACUGAGAGAACUGCCCGUCUGGGUCUGCUUUGGUUCAAGCAAACCAAAAAGCGACUGUCCGAUUCCGAUGAACCGAAAGACAAAGUAACAAAGCUGGCGAUUGGUGUGGAAGGUGGCUUCUGCUCAGGGCCAAAAUAUGAAAUUGAAAAUGAAUAUGCCAUUGUGGUGCAUCCUCAUUUCAAGACGAAAUAUAGCAUUAACAGGUUUUUUACUCGCUUUUCAGACUGUUGCAUAAAUACUAUGCUGAAAAAAGGGGGUUUGGUAACUAAUUUCCCGCAUACAAUCUGUCCCAUUACAUCAAAUAACCCGCAAGUCUUGCAUUGUACGAGCACAUCGCCAAGUUCUCUCUCUGCUAAUGUUUGGCCCCGUACCUACUAG
Messenger RNA from Gongylonema pulchrum, 439 nucleotides. The record is from the annotation of a GenBank genome assembly. Lineage: Eukaryota; Metazoa; Nematoda; Chromadorea; Rhabditida; Gongylonematidae.